This is a messenger RNA of Tetrahymena thermophila SB210, 2724 nucleotides long. RefSeq names its product bromodomain domain protein. Gene Ontology annotation, cellular component: chromatin; nucleus. Gene Ontology annotation, biological process: chromatin remodeling; regulation of DNA-templated transcription. The transcript has 9 exons. The record is from RefSeq and is a predicted model, not a curated record. NCBI's taxonomy places the organism in Eukaryota, Ciliophora, Oligohymenophorea, Hymenostomatida, Tetrahymenidae.
AUAAAAAAGAAAAAAUAUAGUUUAGAAAAAAAGAUAAGAUUUUAGUUGUUUCUCUUCUCUAAAAGAUAUUUAAUAAAUUAAUUAAAGAGAUCGAUCAAUAGUUUAAUUAAGAUCAAACAAAAGCAUAAAAUAAAUAGUAAAUAAAGCGUUUAGAAAAAUAUUUUUGGAAUGAGUGAUUAAUAAGUGUAGGAAUAGGACUAUUAAUAUAACGAAGAAAAUCAAGAGGUGAAUCAUGAUUAAGAAUAAGAGCAUAGGGGUGAUGGAUCUAAUUUAAAUUUUGAUGAGGAAAACAAUUAGUAGGAUUAAGUAGCAGAAGAAGGUGGUGAGAUGGAGUUGGAAUAGCAUCAAGAUUUGAACGAAGAGCAUUAGCAAAAUGAAUAAAUUGAACACAAUCAAGAUCAUUAAUAAUAUGAUGAAGGCAAUUAUGAACAUUAAGAACAAGGAGAAGGAUAAGAAAUGCAUCAUCAAGAAAACUAAGAAGACUAAAUGCAAGAAGGCGGAGAAUAGCUAAUGGAAUAAUAAAAUGAAAAUUACCAUUAAUAGGAAGGUUAAGAAGAGGAAUAAGAAUAGUAGUACUAAUAAGAGUAGGAGGAUUAGAUUCAAGAUGAAAAUGAAGAGUAGAAUUAUGAUGGUAAUGAAGAGCUUUAGUAAGAACAAGUAGAAUAGCAAGAAGAGUAAAAUCAAGGUGAUGAAAAUUAAGAGCAAUAAUAACAUGAGGAGGAUGAGCAAAAAUUGGAAUAUCAAAACGAAGAUCAACAACAUUAAGAGUAAUAAGAAGGAGAACAAGAAAAUUAGGAUGAUGUCUAAUUCUAAAAUGAUCAAAACGAAGGAUACGAAUAAAUAGAAGUUAAGGAAGAUGAAAACAAAAUUGAAGAAGAAUAAGAAUAAGAAUACAACCAAGAAAUGAAGAAUGAAGAAGAAGAUGAAUAAUAAUAGGAUCAAAACUAAGAAUAAGUUAGCUAAUCUUAGUAAAAUCAUAUGGAGCAUUUAGAAUAAUAGCAAGAGCAUUAAUAACAAAAGGAAGAGGAGGAAUAAUAUUAGCAGUAGCAAGAAGCCAACGAAAACUAGUAGUUAUAACACCAAUAAUAAUUUGAAUAAUAAAAGCAAGAAGCUAAGUAUGAAGAGCCAUCUGAACCUGUCAAAAUGCUCUCUCCAGAGGAAUUAAACAACAUUUUUAAUGAAUUUAAAGCUUCUAUUCGCAAUUACUUAGUUGAUAAAGUUGUUGACAUAUUGAAAAAGUACUAGAAAAUUUAUAACAUUGCUAAUAAGGUAGACACUUAAACUAGAUAAAUCAGUACCUACAUAGCUGCUAACUUAGCAACCGACGAAUAGACUUAUAACAUGCUCAAAACCUUAAUUGAUUAUGGCGCUAAUCCUUUGUUUAGAGAUUAAUUAAAGGAAUCAGUUUUGUUCUAUAUAGCUAAAGAUGGUAAAAUGAAAUCCUUCUAGCUCCUUAUGGAACAUGGCGCUCAACCCAACGAAGAGGAUUCCAACGGAUAAACCCCUCUUUUCUUUGCUUCUAGAGAUAAUAGAAUUGAAAUGGUUAAAGAAUUAAUUAGAUGUGGAGCUGAUGCUUUCCAUACUGAUAAAAUUUGCAGCUAAACUGCUCUUUUCUACGCUGCCAGAGAAGGAAAUAACGAAAUUUGUAACAUUUUGAUAACUAAUGGAUGCAAAGUUAACCACUAAGAUUCCACUAAGAAGAAUGCUGUUUUCUUCGCUAGGAGAAACAACAAAAAAGAUACUGUAGAACUUUUGUAAGAAUACAUGAAUAAAAUAAAAAAUGAAGAAUAAAAAGCUAAAGAAAUUCCCCCUAAGAAAGUUACAAAAGGCGCAGUCAAAGAAAUAGCACCUCCUAACCCAGUUGCUGAGCCUACUUCUCAAUCGGCUGAGUAAUUGAUGUCUUUUGAUUAAAAAUCUAUAGAUAAAAAGAAUGAUUCAAAGCAAAGAAACAGAAAGUCAAACAAGGAUUAAGCCAAAAUGUCUUAUAAGUUAGUUUAUACAGAUGAAAAUGGGUAAUAAAGAGAAUUAUCAAGAGCAGAAUAUUUAGAGUUCAAAGCAAAAUAUCCUCAAAUUACAAAGAUUAUUGAGCACGCAGACGAAAUGAUUAAUGAAGACGUUUAUGGAAAGGAAAAAGAUAGUUGGGAAAAAGUUGCUAAGAAAGUUUUAUAAGCAAUUUCUAAAGUUAAAGGUUGCUAUUUAUUCCAACAACCUGUAGAUGUUGUUCGUUAUAAAAUUGAUGAUUAUUAUGACAUAGUUAAAAAGCCAAUGGAUUUCGGUACAAUUAAGAAUAAAUUAAACACAAAUGUGUAUGAAAAUUGCAAGUAGUACUUAGAAGAUAUGGAAUUGGUCUUCUAUAACUGUAUUUUAUAUAAUGGAUCUGACUCAGAAGUUGGCAGAGUUUGUCUCAACGUUAAAUAAGAAUUUAAGAAAUAGUGCCUAUUAUUUGACAUUUACCAAUAUCUCUCUCCAGACCAAUAAGAAGGAUAUGGAAAUGAGAUGAAUGACAGAGAUUAAUUACAAUUAGCUCAAUAAGGAUAAGGAUAACAAAUUUCUCAUUAUAAUGAUCAACAAUAAAUGUAAAGCUAAUAAAAUGUUGAAGAAUAAGAAGGAAAUAAUAACCAAUAGCACAUUAGUUAAUCCUAUAAUUAAGAAUCUUAAAAUGAUAUGGGAUAUAAUUAAGGUGAACAAUCUAACAGUAAUUAGUAAAUGAGCUCACAAUAUUGA